Messenger RNA from Planococcus citri (citrus mealybug), 1244 nucleotides. It is a transcript of the gene Secp43, whose product is annotated as tRNA Selenocysteine associated protein. NCBI's taxonomy places the organism in Eukaryota, Metazoa, Arthropoda, Insecta, Hemiptera, Pseudococcidae. The record is from RefSeq and is a predicted model, not a curated record. Gene Ontology annotation, molecular function: RNA binding. The coding region runs from base 216 to 1082 and encodes 288 amino acids. The transcript is spliced from 6 exons.
GUAAUUUUGUGAAAAAUCUUUCUACGGUGACUUAUUCGGUCGAAUAAUUGAUAAUAAACGACUGUUUAUCAGAAUCUCCCAAAACAGCCAGAACAUGAAACCGGUGUAAAUAAAACUUGCUUGGAGAAUUUUUCGCCAUUUAUUCGUGAAAAAUAAUUAAUUAUAAGGUUUAAUUGUAAAUAAUUCGCUCGUUGUAAGUACUAGUCUUCGUAAAAAUGACAUCACCGUCGCAGAUUUACAUGGGAGAGAUACUUCCAUUUAUGACUCCGGCGUCUAUUAUUAAUGCAUUCCAAAAACUCGGCCAUCAUCCGAUCAGCGCAGUGUUGCAGAAGAAACGCAAAAAUGACGAUAAAGAGAUCUGCGUUAUCCAAUUUGCCAACGACGACGCUGCCAAGCAAGCAGUUUUCAAGUUGAAUGGCAAAACAAUCCCUGGCACCGGCUUUGGUUCGACUAAGUUUAAAUUGAGUCAAUGCAUGGGAAGUAGAACUUCAGAUCAUAAUGUUUGGGUUGGCGAUCUGACUAUGGACGUGGACGAUUAUCAUUUCUUCAAAUAUUUCGGUCAACAUUACAAAACGCUAACCAGUGCUAAGGUAAUCGUAGAUAGUCGAGGUGUCAGCAGAGGUUACGGAUUUCUCAGAUUUUCCAGCGAAGAAGAACAGAAAGACUGUUUGAAAAAUAUGGGUGGUUCGUUAGGUCUCGGAUGUCGACCCAUUAGAGUAAAUGCGGUCGCGAAACAAAACCAAACACAAGGAAAUCAUUCGGAAAUCAUAGAAAUCUUAGACGAUGAUCAGAACACGAGUACAAAAGUUCAACCAGAUGAUCCAUGGUAUAUUUACACAAACUGGAACCAAUUUACUCAACCGACUGAAUUCAUUUUCGUUGCCACUAAUUCGAAAAAAUUUUCAAAGAAAAAUAACAUCGAUCCUCGUCAAGACUUGUCCCUUAUCGAUUAUAAUGUAGCAUUUAAUGUGGAAGACAUGAAUAAGGAAGCGAUCGAAAGAGAUUGUUAUUUAUGGGAUGCCAUCGAAUGUACGAGGUGGCUACCGAAUAACGCGCUCGAUACCGUUACCACCUCGAGUUGAUAAGUAAUAAUAAUAAUUUUUGUUCAUUUAUAUUUUGUACCUAUAUUUUUCUGCCUUUUUUUUUUCUCUUUUGUGACUUAUUUUUUGGAGCGGAUUCCGAAUGAGUCGAACGUUUUUGUGUUAAUUUCUUUUCAAUGAUUUCAAUAUAUCAUUCAAUUCGUU